CGUGUCUAAAUCUUCGAGUCCAUGAAAAUCAUCCACAGGCGAGAGAUGAGAUGACGAGUUCAAUCGACCAGUCAGCAGCAUGAGGAAAAUUUCGUCACGAUCGCAAGACUUUCUCUUGCAAGCGCAGCGGAGUAUUUUGGCUGCACUUCCAGCCUGGUCUCGUUGUAUUAUGACACGCGGAAAGUCGCCAAGCACUUACCUCGCAGCACACUGGGCGCUUCGCCCGACACCCAGCUACGUACACAGCAAGCCCAUGCGAUGACCGCCGCGUACCAUCUAAUCGUAUUUUAAGAGGACCUCUUCCAAGGGGCCAGCUCCAGGUGUGGCGCGCGCACGCACGCAGUAGCAGCAGCAUCAAGAGAGGGCAUCAACUUCUCCAAGCUAAGUCACUGCUCGAAUUCUUCGUGAAUUAUGCCACUGGACUCGCCGGCUCGGUCUGAAAUUACGAUCAGUGUAGGGCUCUGUUUGCCGAUAAUGGCCAUGGAGAGCGAGUGGAUCCUGCCGGGCGAUUCGCUCAGCCAGCGCGACGAACACAUCAUCGCCAACGCAGUGCGCUUGCUGGUCGACCGAGGCUGCACUAGUUUUAAUCUCGCUGGCUCGAUGGGGGAUUGCCAGAUACGAAUUGCAUUUGGACUGUGAGGAAGAAGUGCAAUAACAGCGAUCAGAAUUAUUGAACCGGUAGAGGUCUUGUUCAUGAAUACCCGGCGGAAAUUUCUUAACAGUAAUUGUGCGUUUUGUCGAGGUCGGGAUGACACUCCUCCCUCUGCGUUCGACGCUGAGAGCCAAAUUUCUUACAUGUACGCAGAAGUCAACGCCAGAAAUGUGGUUCACAGUCAUCGUUGAAUAUGCAUUAGACCUGAUUUACAUUGUGUUCGGAGUUCGAGACCUACGUCUUUGUCUACUGACAACCACCUAACUAGACUUUGGUUACGGUGAUUGGAUUUAGUCUAGAAGUUUGCAGCAUUACUAGUCGCAAGUAGUAUUAUUUUGAAUACUCCAUCGUG
Messenger RNA from Marchantia polymorpha subsp. ruderalis, 1004 nucleotides. The record is from the annotation of a GenBank genome assembly. NCBI's taxonomy places the organism in Eukaryota, Viridiplantae, Streptophyta, Marchantiopsida, Marchantiales, Marchantiaceae.